Molecule: messenger RNA, 3527 nt
Organism: Cyprinodon variegatus (sheepshead minnow)
Lineage: Eukaryota; Metazoa; Chordata; Actinopteri; Cyprinodontiformes; Cyprinodontidae
Product: probable G-protein coupled receptor 22
Exons: 2
Coding region: 293-1807 (504 amino acids)
Biological process (GO): G protein-coupled receptor signaling pathway
Cellular component (GO): membrane
Molecular function (GO): G protein-coupled receptor activity; peptide binding
Source: RefSeq, a predicted model, not a curated record
CUCCAGAGUAAAAACAUUUUCAUAAUCCCAAUGACACUAACCUACCGGAAGAGGUCCAUAUUAGAGGGAAACCUCUGUGAGCCAUACACCACAGGGCUGAGGGGGAUGCAGCUUCAAAUCAACUCUCUCAGCCUGCAGGUUGCAGACAUGCGUCACUGAGCGCACCAUCCGGACGCAGCAGAACUGUCAGCACGAUUUUUCUCUUCACCUCAUCAUGGAGGAUCAGGCUGGUGCAUCAUGGGAACCUAUCUUCAGCGGAACAGGCACAAUAUACGAGAAUUGAAGGGUUGUCAUGGAGACUGGCAGCUACACCUCAGGCCCGGCCACCACUGAUUGGGUUGGAAUGCCAGUAGCCCUGGAGGGUAUGGAGAUCCAUCAGGAUCAGGAAGGAGAUACCUUACCUAUCAGUGCUAUGCCCUGGCACAUGCCCUUCUCACUUGGUUUCCAGGUAUCGCUCACUGCCUUCCUCAUGCUCGAGCUGGUGCUUGGGUUCAGCAGCAACAUGACUGUGCUGGUGCUCUACUGCUCUCAGUCUAAUUUGGUGGACUCAGUGAGCAACAUGGUGACAGUCAACCUGCAUGUACUGGAUGUUGUGGUGUGCUUACUCUGUGUUCCCCUUACUCUUGUGGUUGUCCUGCUGCCACCAGGACCCAACCUGGCCUUAAUUUGCUGCUUCCAUGAGGCUUGCAUCACAUUUGCCAGCAUUGCCACAGCCAUUAACAUCCUGGUUAUCAGCCUAGACCGAUAUGACAUCUCAGUGCGACCAGCCAACAGACUGUUGACGACACGCAGAGCAGCACUGCUUCUCACUGCUGUCUGGGUCACCUCAGUUGCAGUGUUUUUCAUGCCAUUUUUGGAGGUCCAGUGGUCCAGUGCAACAGAACCACAGGAAACAAGUCAAGCAACCACUUCACGUGUAAGUGGAACAGCUGUGCCAGCAUGGUUCAACAUGACCCUCCUAUGUGUUGGUGGUCAGGGCUAUUACACAGGUUUGGGCAUGUAUUACCAUCUCAUACUACAGGUACCUAUCUUCUUCACCACUGUGGCAGUCAUGUUGUUCACUUACUCCAGAAUACUGAGAGCUCUGAACAUCCGCAUCGGCUCGCACAUGAGGAAAAGCCAGCGCAGCAGGGGGCGUCACAAGAGACAGAAAGAGACAAAGUCAGGACCUAGAAGGAAUGAUGAAGAGGCAGGAGGGGAACAGUGCACUGCUGAUGGUACCAAACAGCUCAGCCAUCCCCCACUCAUUCCAUCACCAUCUCCAACCCCUACAGCUACCUCUCCUCCCGCCCAGUCCUCGGCCGCUCCUCUCAUUGCCUCUGAGGCAGGUGCUGCUGCUCCCCCGCCAGCCAUGAUGGGGGUCCAGGCCUCCGUCUCAGCAAUAAUAGCUCUGCGUAGGGCAGUGAGACGCCAUCGAGAUCGUCGUGAACGCCAGAGGCGGGUGUUCAAAAUGUCCCUCAUCAUCAUCACGACUUUUCUUGGCUGUUGGGCCCCACUUUCUGUCACCAACAUUUUGAUCUUAAGCAUCGGCCCCAGUGACGUACUGGUUAGCUUACGUCUCUGGUUUCUGGCACUUGCUUAUGGCACAACUGUUUCCCACCCCUUGCUCUAUGCCUUCACUCGACAGAAACUGCGCCGCGCCCUUCGUGCCAAAGUUAAGAAGCGAGUGGUCUCUCUGCUGCAGGUAGACCCAUCCCCAGGUGGAACUGUGAUACACAACUCUUGGGUGGAGACUAGAAAAACCAGCCGACAGGUGCGGCUCGAAGCCAGUGAAUGUACAGAACGCCACCUGGCUGAAGCCCUUUGAGGCUGAGACUCAUGGGUGCAGCUGGAAAAAUGAAAAGGCAGAAUAAGGUCGCAGGUGCGUUCUAUUAGGAAAUUUGCCCUUGUAAGAAAUGUGAAGAGCAAAUUUUUACCUCUGGGAGCAGUAAAACAACCAGCAGGACCUGGCUAAACAUGACUCCAGUCGCCACAGGCAACAUUUGAAGCAGAAUGCCAUCUUUACACUGCAAAAUACUUCCAAACGAACAAAUGAGGCUAAAUCAUUUGUGUUUGUCAAAUACUAAGGUUCAUGUAGAAACACAGAGUCUUUACAUAACUGUUCACAAGAAUGUGUUUCUCUAGAGAAAGAUCUGAUCUGCUCUCCCACUCAAAUGAUCUUAUGUUCAUCCACUUAUCAUCAAAUCAAUAUUAUUCCUUCUUUUAUUUUACAGGAGAAACCUUUAGGAAGCAAAUACACAUAAACAACGAAGAAGAUUGUUAAAGGAUAAACAGUGGUCAACAGACAAGGAUAGUUUCAGAAGAUGGUAAAAUAGUAAAAUAAGCAAUGCAGUUUGGUUUAAGCUUACACAGUCUGAUAUAAAAGGGUUUAUAUGGGAGUUUGCAUCACUGUUUUAUAUUACUUUAACUCCUUUUCUUCCUAUUUUUUAACUUGUUGUGUAAUAUCUUACUAGAACUUGCAGACUAGCUGAUCCCAGCUCCUCUUCAUUCCUCUGAAUGCUAACCCAUGCAGUGCCUUGCAUUGUCUCCACGUUUCUCCACAAACCGCAAUGUAUUUACCUUACGUGACAGAAACACACAAAGUAGUUUGUAACUGUAAAAGAGAACAAAAUUUAUAUGUGUUUAUAACAUUUUCUAAUAAUUAGAAAAAAUGUGAUGGUGAUAUGCAUUUGCUUUACUCUGUCCCUCUAAAUAAAAACAUUGCUACUCAAAUGCCUUUAAAAGCUAUGCCUAAUUUGUUAGAAUCUGAUACAUACAGAUAAUUUGGUUAAGGCCUUCAAAGUUUGUUAGAGAAAAUGAGUAAACAAACACCUUCAAAGUUGUAAGUUGGCAUAAUAUGACCCGGUUAAAGAAGAGUGAAUACUUACCCAUAGCACUGUAGAAACUGGCUAUUAAGUUAUAUUUAUUCUAUGUUUUAUUUUUUCAGAUUCAAAGUAAGCACAAGAGGACGGUCUUGAUUUAAAGAUGAAAUUUGAUUUGUACACAUUUGAAUUGAUGAAAUGACUAAAGUGCAAGUUCCCUAAACGAUGACCUCCUUAAAUGAUAUUUGACCAUUAUUGAGUAGAGGUCUGUAGAUCAUUGGUGCAAUUCCCUCUCGAAGGAGCAUGCAUGUACAUGAUGUAAAUAAAACCCAGUUGAAAUCUUCUCAGCAUGAAUUCUUCAAUCAAAACCACUUGUUCUAAAAGGGUUUUUAGGCUGACUUAGAGGGAUAUUUCAGUUGCCUCUACCAUACGCAGCAAGCACCGGACUGAAACUGGAUCCUGUUUAAUGGGAUCAAUAGGACUAUUGUUGAUGUUAUUUAGACAUGUGGUUGCUGCUGACUUUGUUCCUCCUUCUUACGUGCCCAAUUUUCUUAUGAUGUACUCACACUAGAGUCAUGUAAGCUGUUGCAAUGCAUUUUUUUAUGUGUUCACAUGGAAAAUGCAUAAUACUGUAUAUUGUUUUAUACCAUGGAUAUGCUAUCUUUAUGUGUUCUCUAUGGUGUGGUUUGAUAGUGAAUGUAUAAAAAAAUGGGAUUAAUAACAUCA